Molecule: messenger RNA, 1056 nt
Organism: Eurytemora carolleeae
Lineage: Eukaryota; Metazoa; Arthropoda; Copepoda; Calanoida; Temoridae
Product: chaperone protein dnaJ 49
Exons: 6
Coding region: 77-940 (287 amino acids)
Cellular component (GO): endoplasmic reticulum
Molecular function (GO): protein-folding chaperone binding; misfolded protein binding
Source: RefSeq, a predicted model, not a curated record
AUCAAGUUAGUAUACUCAUUUCUCUCAAAGCUAUCUGACCUAACCCUUAUUUAGGAUUAAAAUUUACAUUAGCAACAUGACUCAGAUUAUCCUCGUCAUUAUCUCCGUUCUAGUUUAUAUCUCCAAUUGUUCUGAACACCAGAAGAACCUGGUUGAUGAUGAACCACUUCCUGACUAUUACGCUAUUCUGAAGGUUAGUCACACUGCAAGUUUGAAAGAGAUCAAGAAGAGUUUCCGAAAGCUUGCGAUGCAGUUUCAUCCGGAUAAAAAUAAGGAUGAGGUGGCUCAGGACAUAUUCAAGGAAUUAAGUGAAGCAUAUUCUAUCCUAAGCAACGAAGAGAAGAAAUCUGAGUACGAUGAACUAUACAAGUUUGAUCAUCUUAAUCACGAAGACGACAUGUCUGAAAAAACCAACGACGACUUUCUCCCAACUAGAUUUGACGCGAAAACUGAAGAUCCCAAAACAGAAACUCCUGAACCAAAACCUAGUGCUAAUUUUUUCCAGGAGAAGGAUGAUACCUGGGGGGAUCUAGAUGAUGAAACCCUGUUCAAGGUUCUCAAGUUCCUGGCUGACAAUGAUUAUGAGAUUACGAAGAAGAAGAUCUACAAGGAUAUACCUGUACCAGAGGGCACAUAUCAGAACAGAAUGUUCGAAGAACAAUCUAGGAGUAAAAGGUCCUCUGAUUCAGAAUACAGAAACGAAGAGCCCCUAAGGUAUACUGGAUAUAACGAGUACAGAUCUAGCGGAGCUGAACCUAGGAUGUCUGGAGUAAAUUACUCUAGGUACACUGAACCUAUCCAUCGUUACUCCAGGUACUCUGAACCUACCCCUCGAUACUCCAGGUACUCUGAUCCUACGACUCCAGAUGAUCGGUCCUACUGUAGAACUACCGUGAGCUGGGAUGGAGCUACAAGGGUGACUCAAAAAAGCUGCUUCUAGAUCUGGAGAAUUUUAUUUCUUAUGUCUUAUUAAAUUAUUAUUUGACCUAGUCCUAAUAUGGACUUUUGACUUGUUAUUUUCUAAUAAAUAUUGUGAAUAAAAAUUUGUUCUUUUUC